CACCGGAAGAGGAUAGAUGAACUUCCGGGUAAAAAUAGUCUGCAUGAAUCGAGUGAAGUGGUCUGUUUUGUAAAGUACAUAUUGUGAGAAUUUGGUGAACUGCAGAUAGUAACAUGUCUCGUGGAUCGAGUGCAGGGUUUGAUCGCCACAUUACGAUCUUCUCUCCCGAGGGAAGGCUCUAUCAAGUCGAAUAUGCGUUCAAAGCUAUCAACCAAGGUGGACUCACAUCGGUAGCAGUCAGGGGAAAAGACUGUGCAGUUGUUGUAACACAGAAAAAAGUUCCAGACAAGCUCCUGGACUCGUCCACAGUCACCCACCUCUACAGAAUAACAGACAACAUUGGGUGUGUGAUGUCUGGGAUGACAGCCGACGGCAGGUCCCAGGUGCAGCGCGCGCGCUACGAGGCGGCCAACUGGCAGUACAAGUACGGCUACGAGAUCCCCGUGGACAUGCUGUGCAAGAGGAUGGCGGAUAUCUCGCAGGUGUACACGCAGAACGCUGAGAUGAGGCCCCUGGGCUGCUGCAUGAUCAUGAUCGGCAUUGACGCGGAGCACGGCGCACAGGUGUACAAGUGUGACCCGGCCGGCUACUACUGCGGCUUCAAGGCCACCGCGGCCGGGGUCAAGCAGACGGAGGCCACCAGCUUCCUGGAGAAGAAAGUGAAGAAGAAGCUGGACUGGACCUUCGAGCAAACCAUCGAGACGGCAAUAUCCUGCCUGUCAACUGUUCUGUCUAUUGACUUCAAACCCUCAGAGUUGGAGGUUGGCGUGGUCACCAUCCAGGACCCAAAGUUCAGAAUGCUGACUGAGGCUGAAGUGGAUACCCACUUGGUGGCCCUCGCAGAGCGGGACUGAGCGAAGCUAACACCCUGUAUGACCCUGAUGGAUAAAGUUAGAGCAUGAUGGGAUUUGUAGUCUCCCCGACCCCCCAGAAAAGAAGACUGGUGUUAUCUUUGUUUUGCUGUACAUUAACCCCCUGCUGUUUCAUUGAACAAUAAAAAACGUUUUGGAGUAAA
Molecule: messenger RNA, 1015 nt
Organism: Gadus macrocephalus (Pacific cod)
Lineage: Eukaryota; Metazoa; Chordata; Actinopteri; Gadiformes; Gadidae
Gene: psma6b
Product: proteasome 20S subunit alpha 6b
Exons: 7
Coding region: 114-854 (246 amino acids)
Biological process (GO): ubiquitin-dependent protein catabolic process
Cellular component (GO): nucleus; proteasome core complex, alpha-subunit complex; cytosol
Source: RefSeq, a predicted model, not a curated record